CUCUUGUAUUUCGGCUCAUUGUUUUCACCUUCAAACACAAAUCAUCAAAGACGACCACCCUUCGGUCGGCGACUGCUUUCGACCCAACAUGGCAUCCUCAACGACCACAGAGGGCGAAUUGCGGACGUACCGCGGCAACUGCCACUGCGCAGCAUUCGUGUACGACGCCCAACUCCGCGAGAUCAAGACCGCGCUUGAAUGCAGUUGCAGCAUCUGCUACAAGAAGGGCUAUCUCUGGGUCCUUACCGAGUCCGUCAAACUCGACGUCGUCAAGGGCACUUACGAUACCCUCUCGCAGUAUACCGUUGGGUCGCUUGUACAUAGGUUCUGCCCGAAAUGUGCCACCCCCGUCAUGGCAGAGUUUGCUGAGGCCGAUGGAGAAAAGCUCGCCCUUAAUGUUCGCGCUAUCCAGGGCAUCGAUGUAUGGGAGUUGGAAAAGCAACCCCACGACUGCGGCGCGCCUCGUGGGAAGGACGACGUCGUGCCCCCGGAGCACAAAGGCCCGUUGCCUGAUGCCAUCGACGGACACAAACUGUACACCGGCUCGUGCCACUGCGGAGCCGUUACUCUGGCGUUUAUGAGCAAGCCGCUGGACGAGACCUUCGACGAGCGCACAGUUGAAUGCAACUGCAGCAUCUGCGUGAGGAACGGCUACCGGUGGGCGUACCCGAGCAAGGAACAAGUGGUACUGUUCGCGAGCGACCCGUCCAAGAUUGGGCGGUACAGCUUUUCCCGCCACGUCCUCAACAAGACGUUUUGCACCGUCUGCGGCGUCUGUAUGACCAACGAGUACGCCCACAGGACCGAGGACGAACUCAAGGCGUUGGGGGCACUGCCCAACCCGGAAGGGUUCGCCGACAGCAUGAAGACGAGGCAUGCCGUGAAUCUGCGCGUGUUCCCAGAUGUCGACUUUGCGAAGAUGCCGCCGCCCAAGUUGGGCAACGGGGCCGGCAUCGUCAAGCCGCCUUAUGUCAAUCCAUGAGCUGAGAGGCAUUUACCUUGGUUGGAGGAAGACGGAUACAUUCUCAGUUGGGAUUUCAUAUCUCCAUCUCGAACUGCGUUGUCAGUACGUAGGAUUGCUUUUGUGAAGGGUCAACCAAGAGAAGAUCCAGUCCUCGCUGAAGGUCACUGACCGGAACCGGACUCAAUGUCACCAGGGCAGCAAAACAGGCAGACAAACGUAAUAGCAUG
Molecule: messenger RNA, 1191 nt
Organism: Parathielavia appendiculata
Lineage: Eukaryota; Fungi; Ascomycota; Sordariomycetes; Sordariales; Chaetomiaceae
Exons: 5
Coding region: 89-982 (297 amino acids)
Molecular function (GO): carbon-sulfur lyase activity
Source: RefSeq, a predicted model, not a curated record